This is a messenger RNA of Haemorhous mexicanus (house finch), 2525 nucleotides long. RefSeq names its product beta-1,3-galactosyltransferase 2-like. Gene Ontology annotation, molecular function: N-acetyl-beta-D-glucosaminide beta-(1,3)-galactosyltransferase activity. NCBI's taxonomy places the organism in Eukaryota, Metazoa, Chordata, Aves, Passeriformes, Fringillidae. The transcript has a single exon. The record is from RefSeq and is a predicted model, not a curated record. Gene Ontology annotation, cellular component: membrane. Bases 5 to 1117 code for a protein of 370 amino acids.
CAACAUGAGCUAUUGUAGUGGAUUCUUCUCUCCCAUGGAAUGCACCAAGAGAAGCCUUUUCCUGGUUUUCAUCAUCUCUUUUACAGCAAUAUAUUUGAUUCCCUAUUUUUAUAUUUAUCACCUCACCGCUCUACCUAAAAGUGAUGAUCUUCCCAUGGAAAGCGAAAAGAGUUUACUAACAAAAAUAUUUCCAAAUUUCAAACAAAUCUCAGGGAAAGAAAGCGGAGAACUACCACCUGAAAAUGAGCAAUCAGGGAAUAAAGCCACACCCGCUGUGACACAGCCAUUUGCAUUCCUUAUUAAUGAAGAAGAGAAGUGUAAAGAUAGAACCCCUUUCUUGGUGUUGCUGAUAUCAACGACAGCAGCCGAGCUCCAGCGCAGAGACGCCAUCCGCGGGAGCUGGGGGCGCGAAGCCGCGGUUCCGGGCGCGGACGUCGUCCGGCUCUUCAUGCUGGGCAGCGACGCCGCGGGUGACAACGGGGACGUUCUGCUGAGAGAGAGCGAGCAGUAUCACGACAUCAUCCAGCAGGACUUCCUGGACACUUACAACAACUUAACUCUUAAAACUCUGAUGGGCAUGAGCUGGGUGGCCGCCUACUGCAGUGGCACGAGGUUUGCUAUGAAGACAGACAGCGACGUUUUUGUCAACACGAUGCACCUGAUUGAAAAGCUCCUCAGGCCUCUCCCGCCUCCCACACAGAAUUAUUUCACAGGCCAUUUAAUGACAGGGCACGGCCCUAUUAGGAAUAACACCAGUAAAUGGUACAUGUCAGAAGAAGAAUUCCCAGAUAACAGCUACCACCCUUUCUGUUCAGGAACUGGCUACGUCUUUUCUGGAGACCUGGCUGCAAAAAUUAUAAAUGCUUCUUUAAGGAUUAAAUAUAUACAUUUGGAAGAUGUUUACGUAGGGUUUUGUCUUAAUGCAACGGGAGUAGAAAUAACACCACCUCCUUAUUCACUGUUUAACAUACACAAGGUCCCAUUUUCUCCUUGUGUGUACAAUGAAUUAAUUACAUCUCAUCACGUUGAGCCACAUGAGCACAUACUCUAUUGGGAAACACUGCAAGAGAAGAAACACACGUGUAAGAAAAGAAAGGUCCAUCCUGGAGCAUCCUAGGAUGGGAUGGGCAAAGCAGCAGAUGUUUUCUUAGUAGGAACAGAACAUCUGUGUAACGAUAACUUUCGAGGUCCAUGGACAUCCUGAAUCAGGCACCUAGGUUGUAUUAUGUUGAAUUCAAAGGACUUUUCCUCCAUGAAGAAGCCAUUCUCUGUUGAGUGAAUACUGAUUUACCUUAUUUAGUUUUGGAUGAAGCAUUCAAUUAAUUUUUAAAGGCAGCAAGAGACCAUAUCAACCCUAGUGAAGAAAAAGCAAAGACGACGCAAUGAAACUUGUUCUUUCAUUAAAAACUAAUAGGUUAAUGUGUUAAUUUUAUACUGCUUGGAUGUCAUUUGCCUAUGUACCAUUAAAUGUACUCGUGUGGCAUUCCAGUGUGACUGAAGAAGAAAGCAUACAAGAUAUCCUGUGCUGGGGAAUUAGUUCCAGAAAUGUGAGCAGAAACUGCUUCCUCAGAAAAUCUGACAUUAGCAUUUUCCAGGUCUCAGUGCCCACAGUGGCCGCUACUCUCUGUGGUCAUAUACACAAAGAAAACCUCACACACAAGAUACCACUUGUGUGUUAUCAUGGAGAUGUAAUAAAAAGAGGAAAAUUAAAUGCAGAUAGACUGUCCUGUUACUGAUAUUUUAAAUUACAUUUUAGGGCAUUUGGCUGUGUACAAAAUAUCCUCAUAGUUAAGUAAAAAAUAAGAUGAUGCUUACUAACCUCAGAGGGUAAACGUUUCAGUCCAAAUCCCUAUCAGAUGCACAUGGGAAUCAAAAUGUCAAUCACAUGAACACCAAACACUUCAGCUGGAAGUGAGAAAGUGAGUAUACAUUAUAUGCAUCCCCCGUGACAUUUUGUAAAUGUACAUGGUGGUGUUUCAUGAAGAAACCCCUAAAUCCUGCAGUGCAAUCCUUCUGUGCUCUGUGCAGCUCCAUUCCACCCAGGACUGACAGUGGAACCUGUGGUGCAGCCACAGAAUGCAGUGUGUUUCUCCCUUACAGGAAUUUGGUCUUAAACCUUUUGAUUAAGGAAUAUUAUUACUUGGCUAAUACUUACACAGGACAUUUUUUCUACUUCAAAUGGACGGUUCAUCUGGACUUUGAAGACUUUUUUGCAUUUACCUUGGGAAAGAUACAGCUAGCAAGGACAAUACUCCCUCAGGGCUUUCCUGGCCCUGAGGUCUCCCAAUAUUUUCUAAAUUUUUAAAAGUCUUACAGCAAGUUGUAUUUAAAAAAUGAGUCUUUUUGGACAUGUUGAUUACUUCAUAGAAGCCAUGACAUCUUGUGAGACAUCUUCAGAGAGGCUUAACCUGGAACAGAGACUAGACAGCUAAGAAAUAAAGUAGGUAUUUAUUAAAAGGCCUCAAUGGAUAUACCUUGGGCAGCACAAGAGCCUGCCCAGGGCUACACCCAAGAUGGACCCAAAA